GCUUCUGCGUCGUGAUGUCGGAUUGUUUCGACAGAGGUCUGUUUAGUUGUUUCAAUCGUUUUUACAGUAAAUAAUCGCAGGACAUUUUGCUGCACAAGAAUGGAUGUUACAACAUAUUACAGCUUCUGGAUCGUUGUAUUUCUGUCUUUAUGGGAAUCUUCGCUUGGCCAGAUUGUCUAUUCCGUCUCCGAGGAGGUAAAUAAGGGAACUGUGAUCGGGAAUAUAGCAAAAGACCUGAAGAUCAGUGCUCAGGAACUAGAAACACGCAUGUUUCAGAUUAUGCCUGCAGGAUCAAAUGCAAAGUAUUUUGAUGUAAAUGUGAAAACGGGCUCGCUGUUUGUCAACGACCGGAUUGAUCGCGAGGAGUUGUGUGGCAGCAAUCAGAAAUGUGCGUUAAAUUUAGAGGCUCUUGCUCAAAAUCCUCACAGACUCUAUCGGCUUGAAAUUAUAGUCGUGGAUGUGAAUGACAAUGCUCCCUUUUUUCCAGAAAGCACGUAUGUUGUUAAUGUUACAGAGAUUGCAAAUGAGGGGGACAGGUUUCCUCUACCAAUUGCAAAAGAUUCAGAUGUUGGCAGUAAUUCUCUGAAAGACUACAAUCUCAGUUCAAAUGAAUAUUUUUCUUUAGAUAUUCAUAGCGGGCAAAAGAGUAUGUUGGCUGAAUUAGUGCUACAGAAAGCUUUAGACAGAGAGAAACAAGCUGCUAUUCACUUAAUACUCACCGCUAUUGACGGAGGAAAACCUCCUAAAUCUGGAACAUUGAGUAUUGUUGUUGACGUCAUAGAUGUUAACGAUAAUAAACCUAUUUUCAGAAAACCUUUGUACAAAGUUAAAGUGAAGGAAAACUCACCGAUCGGAACCAAAAUAAUCUCUGUUUCUGCCAGUGAUUUGGAUGAGGGCAUCAACAGUGAAAUUCAGUAUUCAUUUCUUGGUCAUGAAAAUACCGAUGAAACGAACCGGUUUACAAUUAAUUCCAAAUCAGGGGAAAUUGCUGUUCAAGGACAAAUUGACUAUGAAGAAGACUCUGCAAUUGAACUGCGAGUUCAGGCGAGAGAUAAAGGCGUUCCUCCAAAAAGUACACACUGUAAAGUUUUAAUAGAAGUUGUGGAUGAGAAUGACAACGUACCAGAAAUAGUUACGACUCCUCUGCUGGAAAGUGUGAAAGAAGAUGCAAAACCGGGAACUGCAGUGAACUCCGUCUCUUUCCAGCAGCACUGUUAUAACUCUACAUAUCUCUGA
Molecule: messenger RNA, 1236 nt
Organism: Sinocyclocheilus rhinocerous
Lineage: Eukaryota; Metazoa; Chordata; Actinopteri; Cypriniformes; Cyprinidae
Product: protocadherin gamma-C3-like
Exons: 1
Coding region: 100-1236 (378 amino acids)
Biological process (GO): homophilic cell-cell adhesion
Cellular component (GO): plasma membrane
Molecular function (GO): calcium ion binding
Source: RefSeq, a predicted model, not a curated record